AUGAAGGCACUUGACGAUGAGGCAACCUUGAAUCAGCUACAACAGAUCAUGGGCUUGGCUGACAGGCCUGCCAAGCUGACAAUUUCUCGGGAACGGAAGGAAAGAGACCGAUUUCAGUCAGAGCACGUGAGAGAAAGGCACGCUCCCUCUUCAUUUCAUAACUUGCCAGACCUCGCGCACACACACAGAAUGAACACCAAUCAGUUACUAGUACAAGAGCUUAUAGCGUCGGUACAACGUAUGCAAGACAUCGAAGUGGAGCUAAACGAUGUAAAUAUAGCACUUCAAGAAGACCAAGAGGAGAUUGAGGCGUAUACGGAUGAGAUCGCCGACUGUUGCGACCGCAUUUACGCCAUCGACGAAUUUGUUCGCGAUAUCAAGGCUGGUAUUAUCCCAGAGAUGGCUGAAACAGCGUCUAUUGUAUCAAAUAUGGAAGAAGAACGUGAGGAAGAGGAAGCGAUGCUCCGGCGAUUGGGUGAAGUGCGUGCUUGCCACGAGCAACAAGUUCAGCUAAUGAGCGAAAAGCAAAUGGCGCUUCAAAAAGAGAAAGUGAUGGUACAGAUGAAAAAUGCUCAGCUCUGGUGGACUCUUAGUCGCCUUGUAGGCUGUAAAUUGGCGAUGCGGCGACUUUCGGAACGCACGGUCAAAACAUUGUAG
This is a messenger RNA of Plasmopara halstedii, 657 nucleotides long. RefSeq lists its product as uncharacterized. Lineage: Eukaryota; Oomycota; Peronosporomycetes; Peronosporales; Peronosporaceae. The record is from RefSeq and is a predicted model, not a curated record. The coding region runs from base 1 to 657 and encodes 218 amino acids. The transcript has a single exon.